CCCCACGAAAGCUCCCCUAGCUAGAGCAUACGUUAGGGGGCCGCAGGCUGCAGAGACCCCUAACGAGCGGGACCCGGACGGGAGGGCCUGGUUCCUCUGCAUCACUGAGGAUGUCAUUGCUACCCAUCGGGCCCAUUACGGCUUCCCUAACGAUGGCGCGUCGAGUUCUGUUGCAGAUAGAGAGAUGGGAGUGCCAGGGGGCUGCAGAGGGACCCCCGCAGAGGAAAAGCCCGGGACCCGGUGACCCUAGCAGGAAGGGAGACAAGAGAAAGACUGAAUCCGGGUGGUUUCAUGUUGAGGAAGCCAGAAAUACAAGUGUGUAUGUGUCUGGUUUACCUCCAGACUUUACAGUAAAUGAAUUUAAUCAGCUCAUGUUCUGGUUUGGCAUUAUCAUGCGAGAUCCUCAAACAGGAAUUGAAGGUCAUGCAUUGCAGAGAUAACCAAGGGGAUCUAAAGGAGACGGGCUCUGUUGUUACUGGAAGAGGAAGUCUGUGGAGCUUGCGUCGAAACUUGGAUGAAGAGGAAAUUAGAGGCUACAAAUUACAUGUUGAAGUAGCCAAGUUUGAACUGAAAGAGGAAUAUGACGCCAUGAAGAAGAGAAAGAAGCGCCAAGACUACAAGAAGAAAUUGCCUCUGCAACAAAAGCAGUUGGAUUGGAGACCUGAGAAGAGCUGGGCCAUCCUGUUUGUCCAUGAGCGAGUUGUGAUCAUCAAAAAUCUGUUUUAUCCUAUAGAUUUUGAGGACAAUCCUCUAGUACUGAAUGAGAUCAGGGAAGAUCUUUGAGUAUUCAAAGUUGGGACAAAUCAGGAAGCUCCUGCUCUUUGAUAGACGCCCAGAUGGCCUGGCCUCUGUCCUUUGGAGACCCAGGGGAAGCCAGGUACUGUAUUCGAAAAUGAUGGGAGGUGGUUCGGUGGCUUUCAGAUCACGGCUGAAGCAUGGAAUGGAAAUACGGGUUAAUAGGUGGAGGAGGCCUCAGGAGAAAGGGAGGAAAGGCUGAGAGGAUGGAAGGCUCUCAGGAGAGACCCUCCAU
Sorex araneus (European shrew) is the source of this 1030-nucleotide messenger RNA. RefSeq names its product HIV Tat-specific factor 1-like. Lineage: Eukaryota; Metazoa; Chordata; Mammalia; Eulipotyphla; Soricidae. The transcript has a single exon. Gene Ontology annotation, cellular component: U2-type spliceosomal complex; U2 snRNP. Gene Ontology annotation, molecular function: RNA binding. The record is from RefSeq and is a predicted model, not a curated record. The coding region runs from base 355 to 783 and encodes 142 amino acids.